Molecule: messenger RNA, 952 nt
Organism: Prionailurus viverrinus (fishing cat)
Lineage: Eukaryota; Metazoa; Chordata; Mammalia; Carnivora; Felidae
Gene: COMMD3
Product: COMM domain containing 3
Exons: 8
Coding region: 42-629 (195 amino acids)
Biological process (GO): sodium ion transport
Source: RefSeq, a predicted model, not a curated record
UGUCACGUGGUGCGCGUGUCGAAGGUCACGGCGCGCUCACAAUGGAGCUCUCGGAGUAUGUGCAGAAAGGCUUCCAGAUGCUGGCCGAUCCUGGCUCCUUCGACUCCAACGCCUUCACGCUUCUCCUCCGGGCGGCUUUCCAGAGCCUGCUGGACGCCCAGGCGGACGAGGCCGUGUUAGAUCACGCAGACUUGAAACAUAUCGACCCUGUGGUUUUAAAACAUUGUCACACAGCAGCUGCAACUUACAUACUGGAGGCAGGAAAGCAAAGAGCUGACAAGUCAACUCUAAGCACUUAUCUAGAAGACUGUAAAUUUGAUAGAGAGCGAAUAGAACUGUUUUGCACGGAAUAUCAGAAUAAUAAGAAUUCCCUAGAAAUCCUACUGGGAAGUAUAGGCAGAUCUCUUCCUCAUAUAACUGAUGUUUCUUGGCGUUUGGAAUAUCAGAUAAAGACCAAUCAACUUCAUAAGAUGUACAGACCUGCAUAUUUGGUGACCUUAAAUGUAGAGAACACUGAUUCCCGAUCCCACCCAGAGAUUAGUUUUAGUUGCAACAUGGAACAAUUACAGGACUUGGUGGGGAAACUUAAAGAUGCUUCGAAAAGUCUGGAAAGAGCAACUCAGUUGUAACUUGGGAAAGUUAACGAUCCGCCCGGGUGUCGAGGAAGACCAGGAACGCCUCGUCGUCGACCAAACCACCGUUUGUACGAGCUGGAUGUCCUUGUCUUAAGUAGAAAAAAAAAAACAAAAAACAAAAAAACGUUGCCUUUUGGAUUUAUGCCGCUCGUCCAUUUUGACACUUUUUUACACGUGUAAAAGAGUUGAGGGAAAUUCUGCCUAUUUCAGACAUCUUUAGCAUAAACUGUACAUUGAUCCCAUUUGGUCUUUUUCAAGUCUCACAAGAGGAAGUAGACAGUAUUACACUCCGAAUAAAUAAGUUGUUCCCACAAAAA